Messenger RNA from Linderina pennispora, 980 nucleotides. RefSeq names its product lysozyme-like protein. Gene Ontology annotation, biological process: chitin catabolic process; cell wall macromolecule catabolic process. NCBI's taxonomy places the organism in Eukaryota, Fungi, Kickxellomycota, Kickxellomycetes, Kickxellales, Kickxellaceae. Bases 173 to 949 code for a protein of 258 amino acids. The record is from RefSeq and is a predicted model, not a curated record. The transcript has a single exon. Gene Ontology annotation, molecular function: chitinase activity.
ACCGCAGUAGCUCUAAGAAACAAAACUCCCACACACGAAUGGACCCUUGAAACCGUGGACGGCGAGGUGUAGCCUGCUAAUACUUGUGCACAAAGCAGUGUCAGCUAGUAUGCUGCGCUCUUGGCUCUUUUUCCUUUAACCGAUUCUCCACCAGUCUAAACCAACUCUAUCCAUGAAUAUAUUCGUGCCUCUAAUACUGGCAGCUAUUCUAUACAUUCAGUCUGCCCCAGCCUUUUCCAACGUCCUUCACUACAGACCACACGGACCUGGCAGGCCAGACGGGCUAUUGAAUUGGCUACAGCCGCCACGUCUUCAAUCCUAUCCCACGCCUACACAGUCCACAACGCUGAUUUCUUGCUCAGAGCUGCGUCAAAUUAUCAUACGCAACGGAUACACUGCUGGCGAUGACUUAGAGGCACACUGCCAAAUUCUCAACCGUGACGCCUCGCGUCUGGGCCGGAUCCAGACCCGAACUGAGCUCGCCAUGUUUCUUGCCCAUGUGCUGCUCGAGACCGGCGGAUUAACGCAGUUUGAAGAGCACGCAGCACUGGUGGACCAGCAGGCUGCCGCACGCUAUGCAAGCCCUCUUGGUCGGAAAGACAAAUACUAUUUUGGCAGAGGAUGCUUACAGCUGAGUUGGCCUGAAAACUACAAGGACGCGUCGCUAGCACUGUAUGGCAAUGGUAACAUUUUGAUCGAUGAUCCCGACUGGGUAGCCCGCGACAUUAAUGUGGCAUGGGCGACGGCGUUUUGGUAUUGGCGUGAGCGCGUCCGCGUUGUGUCUGGUGUGAUCGACUCAAUGGACUUUGGAAAGACCAUUCGUGCCAUCAACGGCCAAAUUGAAUGCAGUGGCCUGGAUGCUACUGCACAGAAGCGGUUUGAAAUAUACUGGAACAUCCUCGCUGUCUUUGGUUUGCCUCAGCCUGUACAUCGCAAUAUCUCCUGCUAGAUGAGGUGACAGAUAAUAGCAUUCUUGCUGC